UUGAGCACACUUCCGCCCGCCCUCGGAAUGGCUGUCUAGCGCGGGGGCGCUAAGCCGUACACCCUGUCCCGCGCGCGCCUGAGGGGCCAGCGGGGAAAGGGGCCCCAGUCCCUCUCCUAGAAGAUAAAAGACGGUGGGGAAGCUAUCUCGUGUCGGUCUUCCGCUUGCUCAGCAAGAGCUGCCUUUAAGUUCUGAAGGCCCAGCCCCACACUAAUAAACCACUGAGAGCUGGUCUUAGGCCUGGAAGGGGCGUUCCUCAUCCCAGCGCCCCCCGUUCCUAAGUGAGGAAACCGAGGCGCGGGGACUGGGGAGACGCCCGGCGUCUGGCCCCGCACGUCCCACACCGUUGCUGUCUGGCUGGUUUCCAGUGCUAACUAGCGCCCCAGCCCCGGCGCCCUUCAGCCCUGGGCUGAGAGCCUUCGGCCUAACUCCCCGCCCAGCCCGCCGACCAUGCCCGCCGGCGUGUCCUGGCCCACCUACCUGAAAAGGUUCGCGGCCAGCCUCCUGGCCAUGCUUGCGGGGGCCGAAGCGGUGCACAGGUACUACCGGCCGGACCUGACAAUACCUGAAAUUCCACCAAAGCCUGGAGAACUCAAAACGGAGCUUUUGGGACUGAAAGAGAAACAACAUGAACCUCAAAUUUCUGAGCAGUAGAAGCCUAAAAUACAACUAUGCCAAGGAUUCUGUGAAUAAUAUUGUAAAUCUUAAACGUAUUUUUUUUAAUUUGUUGAAAGUCAAACUACUUGCCCUUAAGCACCUAAUUUAAUGUUAAGUGCGAGAGGAGGUGCUCAAUAGAUAAGAACUUACUGAGAAUUGACUAUGACUUGGCCAGUAUAUCUUGAAAACUGCCAAAGCUUGUAUUAUCAGCUUCUUGAAUGUGGUCUGGAAGAUAUUUAGUUUUGAGUAUCAUGUGAGAUACAGUAUUUGCAAUGUCUUCUGCCUUUAUAAUUCUGGUUUAUUUCUCUCAAUAAGCUUUGAUUAUAAUGGUGAAUGGAAAUCAUAAAUGAAAUAAAAGUGACAGUGACAAUG
Molecule: messenger RNA, 1029 nt
Organism: Loxodonta africana (African savanna elephant)
Lineage: Eukaryota; Metazoa; Chordata; Mammalia; Proboscidea; Elephantidae
Product: ubiquinol-cytochrome c reductase complex assembly factor 6
Exons: 2
Coding region: 451-654 (67 amino acids)
Biological process (GO): mitochondrial respiratory chain complex III assembly
Cellular component (GO): mitochondrion
Source: RefSeq, a predicted model, not a curated record